This is a messenger RNA of Cynoglossus semilaevis (tongue sole), 2871 nucleotides long. RefSeq names its product zinc finger, matrin-type 3 (gene zmat3). The record is from RefSeq and is a predicted model, not a curated record. Gene Ontology annotation, molecular function: nucleic acid binding; zinc ion binding. NCBI's taxonomy places the organism in Eukaryota, Metazoa, Chordata, Actinopteri, Pleuronectiformes, Cynoglossidae. The coding region runs from base 1019 to 2485 and encodes 488 amino acids. The transcript is spliced from 7 exons.
GGUGAAGUCAUUGUGGUUGGUGCAAUGAUGGUGCUAAAACUUUGAAAACCAGUUCUCUAGUCUUAUCGAUAUUUGGUGGUAUUUUGUGACCUAUUCACAACAUCCAAUGGUUGGUCCGACAGACUGAGCUGCAUGGGGGAUGCCACCUAAAAAAAAAUCUUCCCUCCAGCAUCCUGUUGGUUGGGACUAGCACUGCUUAUACCUGUGGUUAAUAAACCUACUAGAUUCAGCUCAGAAAACCCAAACCCAUGCAGCUAUAUUUGCAACAUUACAUAGGCCUUUAGUUACAACUUCACCCCCUUUUCUGGUUGGUCAAUUUUUUACUUAAUAUUUCUUCCCUGUCACAGAGGAAUGGAAUGAGGGGAGGGCUGCAAAUUAACACAGCAUAUACUUGUAAAAUGCUUUAUACAAGUACCUUUGAAUAACACUGCACCCGCCCCAUUCUUUUUUUUUUUUUUUUUUGUAUCUGCAUGGUCUAUUUUGAAGAACCACUUUUAAAGGCAGUUGUGUUCAUAUUACACUGGCAGCUGUCUGUUUAUCCCCCUGUGUUUUGUUCAUACCAUAUUAACGCCUUGAUUAUGAAGUGUUUACUCCUAUGUUUUCCCAGCAGAUUUGAAGCGUUUAAAUUACCAGUAGCGGACUACGGGGGUGCGACAUAUAUUUAUACACAGUGUCAUGAUUGCCACCCAUGCAAAUCAGAAGCAGUGGCAUCGGAAGUGGACCGUACCAAAAGGCAGAGGGGGAACCUGAACCUAACUUGGCACUAGGUUUUAAAUUCUCCUCGUGACGCUUGAAAUAUUGACAUUGAAAAUUUGUUUGCAAUCACAUUUUACUUCUCCUUUUUUAAGAAUUAGGAAAUGGCCGUAGUUUCUCGGAGGCGGGUUAUAGUUUAGGUCUGUGUAAGGUACCCCUCCCCCUGGUGGUUUGUGUCGGAGCGUGUGGUCGCGGCUGUCAUCCUGGCUGACCGCUCGUUUUUUUCUGGGAGAGAAGAAGUUGGUGAAGAGGAGAUGUGAGUGCGAUGAUGCAGCUAAAGAGCGGGGAUGCAGCGUUUUACCACAGUGCAGAAUACUGCAGGAACUACACCUCACCGCCGGUCAGCUACGGUGGCAGCAGCCAUUAUCUCAGCCAACUGGCAGGUCCAGACAACAUGUUGAAGCCCCCUCUAAGUCUCUUUAGCCAUCAUCAGCAGCCUUUCCAACACCUGGACUCUCUACACCAGCUGGGACCUCCACAUGCUCUUGGUUCCCCACCUAUGGCGCCAGUUCAGGCAAUUGGACACCCAGCUAUGGCUCCCCCACAGACUCUGGGGCCUCCUCCUAUAAGUGCUCCUCACUCAUUAAGGCCUCCUCCCAUCACAUCUCCCCACAGUUUAGGUCCUCCUUCACUGACCCCAGCUCAGCCUCUCAGGCCCCCUCCAAUUCCACACACUUUUGGACCACCAUCUAUAGAUCUCAAACAAGCAGUAGUGCCUCCGAAUAUGGACCUCACACAGCCAUUGGGACCUCCACCCCUGACCCCUACACAGGCAUUGGUUCCUCCACCUGUAGUAACAUGUGGUGCUAGCCGAUUCCCUCUACCUUCCAGUCCUCUAUCAUCCCCACCUGUUCCGAUGCCAGACCCUUCACAGCUACCACCCCGGUCUUCUGGACCACCUAUUAUCCACUCCUCAAUGACUGGACUCAGUCCUGGUCAUCAUCUAGUCCAGACUACUUCAGUCAGUGAGCAGAGACAAGAUGACAUCUCUUCAUUGGGGGUGGAUGACCAGGAGGAUUCUCUUGGACUGGAGGAACUGUGCAAACCUCUGUACUGCAAACUCUGCAAUGUUACACUCAACUCGGCUCAGCAGGCUCAGGCUCACUACCAGGGAAAGAACCACGGUAAAAAGUUGAGAAACUUCUACGCUGGCAGUCAACAGCCACCAGCCAUUAGGAUCCCAGAUGUCCUUGAUGGGACUGGACAGACUGGGCUCAACUCAGGAUCCAGUGACAGUGAUGCAGGCAGACAGGCGCUGUAUAAGGGGGCGACCCGGGUCAUCUUAGCCACUGAGAACGACUAUUGUAAGCUGUGUGACGCCUCCUUCAGUUCACCAGCAGUUGCACAGGCCCAUUACCAGGGCAAGAACCAUGCUAAGAAACUUCGACUCGCAGAAGCCCAACAGAACUCCACUAACAUGGACGGUAACAGUGAAGCAGCCACAAGGAGAAGCAGGAAAGAUGGCAGUGAGUACAAGCUGGUGAAAAACCGUCGCAGCCCACAGCUUCCUGCUGCCAUGCCAGGGCCGUACUACAACCCCAGACCGAGGCAGCGUAUCCCCCGGGACCUGGCCAUGUGUGUGACUCCUAGUGGACAGUUCUACUGCUCCAUGUGCAACUGUGGAGCUGAGCAGGAGACGGACUUCAGGCAGCAUCUGGAGAGCAAGCAGCACAAAGCCAAAGUUUCGGAGUUGAGGUACCGCCAUGAGAUGGAGAACCUGGGCUACAGCUAAAGGGACACACAGACGAGGAAGUGGGGCGUGGCUUUUGUACUUAAGUCAGUCUUUGGCUCAGCUUCCAGCCGAGGUUUUGAGUGGGUUGGCUUCCAACAGGAUAUGUGUAAAUACAAAUGAAUUGAGGGGAAAUCUCCAGCGUGUUUUGGCUUCAGGAAGUGACAAGCGGCGCACAGGGACUGAAGAGGACAAAAGGUACAAGAUACAUGAGCAAAGUGAGAAAAAAAGUCCUUAGUGUAGAUGUGAAUGGAAGGAGGAAAAGCCAGAGAAACAAAGAGAGAACAUUUCUCACCCUUGCAUUUGAGAUAAAACACCCUACAAAGGGAUUUCUAGAAGCCCUGCAGCAGGGACCAUCUUUAGAAGGAGAGAGAGAGGCGAUAAAAUGU